Bolinopsis microptera is the source of this 629-nucleotide messenger RNA. Its product is annotated as aequorin-2-like. The coding region runs from base 51 to 563 and encodes 170 amino acids. NCBI's taxonomy places the organism in Eukaryota, Metazoa, Ctenophora, Tentaculata, Lobata, Bolinopsidae. The transcript has 4 exons. Gene Ontology annotation, molecular function: calcium ion binding. The record is from RefSeq and is a predicted model, not a curated record.
GUAAGGGGAGGAAACAACCACUGAUAAAGAACUUCUACUGGAGACAAAGCAUGCUGAAUUAUUUCCGUCUAGAGGAUAUGGAUAGGGACGGGUAUGUUACGAUAGAGGAGAUGAUAGCCAACAUAAAACCUCUUCAGGAGUACUGUAGAGCGACCCCUAGGAAGAUGGACGCCCUAGCAACAGCCUUGUCAGUUUUCUGGGGUGAGGUCGGUCUGAAGCCUGGCAAGAAGGUGAAUAAGAAGAUGUUCUUGCGAGGUCUAAACAAGCUGGGGAAGAAGGAGCUGGAAAGAGAAGCUAGAGGGAAACCCACACUUCACAGUAAGGUGGCCCACGCCUUGUUCGACAUCAUUGACGAAAACAACAACAAUCAAAUAGCGGAUCAGGAGAUAGGAAAAUGGAUGGCAGCCUCGGGACUAGAUCCCAGUGAAGCCGGGAAAAUGCUGGAAGAAGCGGACAAGAAGAAGAAAGGUUAUAUCAGUAGAGAAGAGCUGAUAGAGUCGGAGUUCUGCUCUUUCUUUCAUCCGGAGAAGUGUAUGGUGCAGCUUGGGGUCAGGGUGGUGUAGCGGCUACACUGUAGCCACAUGUUUUAUCUUUUGUAUCUUUCAUUGUAUGAGGACAAUUUUCGUGGA